CGGCGCAUUCACUUUAUCGUUAACAAUAUUUCAGCGUUCGUUUUUUGUUCAAAUCCUUUUGGUGUGCUCUUGACGCGAAGCUGUUUAACAGAUUUUUAUUUUACAAAUUGAUAUAUUCUUUCAUUGUAAAGCUUUUUGUUGACGAUGACGUAAAAACAGUGCCGGUGACAAGAGUGAUGUGAAUUGUGUUGUGUUGUGAUUGAGAUGUGCCUUGUGUAGUUCUGGUUAGAAUGGGGUAUGCGUCGGCUGUCACGGGGCGGGCGGCGCACGAGGCGCUGCUGGCCCGACAGGACGCCGAGCUCCGGCUCAUGGAGACGAUGAAGAGGAGUCUCCAGGCCAAGAUGAAGAGCGACCGGGAAUACGCCCUCGCACUCUCCGCGGCCGCUGCUCAGGGCCAGAAGAUGGACAAAUGCGAGGAACUUAACGGCUCAGUGAUAGCCUCCGCCUGGCGCACCAUGACUGAAGAGUGGGAGAACACGAGCAGGCAGAUCAAAGCCAACGCCGAGGCGCUGGAGGCGCGCGCGCUGGACCGGCUCACCUCGCUCAUGGUGGAGCGGCGGAAGGCCCGCAAGGUCUACCAGGAGGACCACGCUAAGAUAUCCUCGCAGUUCACACAGCUGUCAGAGGAGGUGACGCGGAAGCAGAGCGAGUACCAGAAGUGCCUGGAGUCGUACAAGCAGAUGCGCGCCAAGUUCGAGGAGAACUACCUUAAAUGUCCAACGAGUCGCGGUGGUCGCAAGCUGGACGAGACGCGGGACAAGUACGGCAAGGCGUGUCGGAGGCUGCACCGGGCGCACAACGAGUACGUGCUGCUCCUGGCCGAGGCCACGGAGUGCGAGCGCGCGCUGCGCACGGCCGCGCUGCCCGCGCUGCUCGACCUGCAGCGGCGGCAGGGCGAGGCCACCGCCACCUCCUGGAAGAGCAUCCUUCUGGAGGUGGUGCAGCGGUCGGACUUCAACACGGACAAGUUCCGGGAGAUCCAGAGCAAGGUGGACUCCACCGUGCAGAACCUCAAGCCCCACGAGGAGUACAAGGAGUUCAUAGACAAAUACAAAUCACCCCCUUCAACGCCAGUAUCGUUCACGUUCGAUGAGAGCCUAGUGGAAGACACGAGCGGCAAGCUGCAGCCCAACCAACUGACAGUGGACAACCUCACCGUAGAGUGGCUGAAGGAGAAGCUGACGGAACUUGAGGGCACCCUGCAAGACAACCGCGAGAAGCAGGCGCAGCUGGUGCCGGAGGCCAAUGGCGUCUGCAAGAACAACAACACCAGCCUCACCAACGGCGUCAAUGGGAUCGACAGGCACUCUCCCCCGCCGGUCCCGGCGACGGCGCCCGAGCCGGUCAAGCUGCUGGAGCUGCGCAUGGCCGAGCGCAAGUGCGCCAAGCAGGCAGAGAUGAUCAGGUCUGCGCUGGCGGAGCUAGGGUGCGAGGAGGCGCCGAGCGGCUGCCCCGACCUGUCGGCCGAGACCGUGGGCGUGGACAGCCUGGACGGCAGCUCGCCCGACCACCAGGAGCGUUCCUCGAUCGGGUCGAGAACGUCCACCGAGGCGCUGCGCCUGCGCCUGCACUCCAUAAUCCCGCCGCGCCCCUUCUUCCGGAUGUUCGCGCGCCCCUUCCGCCGCAAGUCCGCGCCAUCCAGCCCGGCCCUCCCCGCCAAAACCUUCCGCAGCAGCAGCGAGGGGCCCGCCGACUCGGUGGUCACGCUGGAGGCGGAGCGGUCGCUGGUGGAGCAGGAGUGGUUCCACGGCGUGCUGCCGCGCGAGGAGGUGGUGCGGCUGCUGCGCGCCGACGGCGACUACCUCGUGCGCGAGACCACGCGCAACCACGCCAGGCAACUAGUGCUGUCCGUCUGCUGGGGGCAGCACAAGCACUUCAUCGUGCAGACCACGCCGGAGGGGCACUACAGGUUCGAGGGCGCGGCGUUUCCGUCGGUGGCGGAGCUGAUCGCGUGGCAGCGCACCAGCGGCGUGCCCGUGACGGCGCGCUCGGGCGCGCUGCUGCGCCGCGCCGUGCCGCGCGAGACGUGGGAGCUCAACAACGACGACGUGCAGCUGCUCGACAAGAUCGGACGGGGCAACUUCGGCGAUGUGUACAAGGCGCGGCUAAAGACGACAGGGCAGGAGGUAGCGGUGAAGACAUGUCGCGUAGCCCUACCGGAGGAGCAGAAGCGGACCUUCCUGCAAGAGGGAAGGAUCCUCAAGCAGUACCAGCACCCCAACAUCGUGCGGCUCAUCGGCAUCGCCGUGCAGAAGCAGCCCAUCAUGAUAGUCAUGGAGCUGGUCUCAGGCGGUUCCCUGCUAACGUUCCUCCGGCAGCGCGCCUCGUCGCUCGGGGCGCGCGCGCUGCUCGCCAUGUGCCGCGACGCCGCCGCCGGCAUGCGCUACCUCGAGUCCAAGAACUGCAUCCACCGCGAUCUGGCCGCGAGGAACUGUUUGGUUGGAGAUGACCACGCGGUCAAGAUCUCGGACUUCGGAAUGUCAAGAGAGGAAGAGGAGUAUAUCGUGUCGGGCGGCAUGAAGCAGAUACCCAUCAAGUGGACGGCGCCGGAGGCCUUGAAUUACGGCAAGUACACGUCCCUGUGCGACGUGUGGAGUUACGGCGUGCUGAUGUGGGAGAUCUUCUCCAAGGGCGAGACGCCCUACGCCGGCAUGACCAACUCGAGGGCUCGAGAGAAGAUCGACUCGGGGUACCGCAUGCCGGCGCCCGAGGGCUGCGGCGAGGACGUGUACGCGCUGAUGCUGCGCUGCUGGGAGUACGAGCCCGACAAGCGGCCGCACUUCCACCAACUCUACACCGCCAUCGACAACAUCUACAACAGGUAGCCCUGCCCUGUGCGUCCAGG
This is a messenger RNA of Cydia amplana, 2845 nucleotides long. RefSeq names its product tyrosine-protein kinase Fer (gene FER). The transcript is spliced from 15 exons. Gene Ontology annotation, molecular function: non-membrane spanning protein tyrosine kinase activity; ATP binding. Bases 231 to 2825 code for a protein of 864 amino acids. Gene Ontology annotation, biological process: peptidyl-tyrosine phosphorylation. Lineage: Eukaryota; Metazoa; Arthropoda; Insecta; Lepidoptera; Tortricidae. The record is from RefSeq and is a predicted model, not a curated record.